Molecule: messenger RNA, 995 nt
Organism: Ctenocephalides felis (cat flea)
Lineage: Eukaryota; Metazoa; Arthropoda; Insecta; Siphonaptera; Pulicidae
Exons: 2
Coding region: 204-842 (212 amino acids)
Source: RefSeq, a predicted model, not a curated record
UUCGAGCAUCGUGUUUGUAAACAUUUAACCAUACUACGUUAUACUGUCACAUUCAAUUAAUACUUUGCAUUCAUUGACGAAGGAACGAAAAUAAACAAAAAUGUUGUGAUUAAAUUCCAAUCAUUACAUGGAUUCACACUGCACACUUUCUGAGUUCUCAACAGUUUCGUGCUAUUGCUAAGGACAAAAAUAAUAAAUCUGAAAUGUCAUACAACUACAAAAAGUGUAAUAAUAUCAGAAAAAAUAAUAUGCAAUCCCCAAUCAUGGGUUUGUGUAAUAUGAUGCCUGUCCCCACGGGGGCGCCGUGGAAUGUACAUGAUAUGCCUUGGAGUUCCAAUAUUCCCAAUUCUAGAGUCAUGGAAUUUAAUGCAGUACAAAACAAUUGUGGACCUAAAAUUAUUCAUCAUAAGAGGAAGUCGGAAUUAGAACCUGCAAUCCCUUCUAAGCAACAUAUAUCUGAAGAAAAAAUGGCUGCACAUUUUAACAACUUACACAUUUCAUUAGACUACCCUACAGACUCUGUUACUUACGAUAAUUACGAUAUGGAUUCAAUGACUAACAACAAUGAUACAAUUAAUGUAGAUUUUGAAACAAGAUUAAAAAAUGCACAAAAAAUUGUUUUGUGUGAAGAAAUGAGGCAGUUGAAAAACGAACCAAUUGUACCAUUAUCAUUGUUAAAUAGUUUAGAGAGGCCCUGUAAGGCUGUUGUUUUAUGGCAACCCCCACCUACAUUAGAUAUACGUAAUAUUAAUAGUUUAGAGCAAAGUGAAGAAAGAGAGCAAGACAAUAAUAAUUGUUGUAGUGUUGAUUUAAAUAGUAUGGAAGUGGAAAUGGAUGUUUGAGAAUUUUGUGUUUAUACCUUUUAAGUUAAUUAGGAAAGAAUGGCAAUGAAAUUUUUGUAUGUCUUAUUUCGAUGAAAUAAGCAUAGUGUGCCAUUAAACAAUUUCAAAAUACUUAUAUAAAAUAAAGUUUAUGCAGUCAUAGAUCUAAGCUAA